GGCAAUGAAGAACGGCAGGAAGUCUGAUGGAGAUCGCAUUCUUCCUUUACCCUCUCCCGUUCAACCACAAUGAUGUCGAGGAGAUGGAUUCUCUUCACGACAGCGUGGAUCAGGUUUGGCCUUGUCGUGUUACCAGCGAUACGAGCUUUUUCGUUUCCGCCAACCUCGAAGCUUGCCCUCGUUCGGGGGUCAUGCCUGCGGAGAGGCGAUCGACAGCACUGGCCGUCCGAUGAUCAUCCGCUCACGUCGCUACGAAACGCCGUAUCCCACAAUCCCGAAACCGUUUCUUCAGAGGUGGGUGGUGGUAGUAGUGGUAAAAGCAGUAGUACUGCCACGAACGCCACAAGCCAGACAAUCCGAGUACCAGAGUCGGUCCUCCCCGUCUGCCAAUUUUGUGAGCUGCCCUUUGGUUCACGGAACGCCCUGUUUCGCCAUCUACGGACCGAUUUGGUUUGUCGAACACGUGCACGCGAAGCCAACGGCGGCGGGCCGGAGUCACUCCACCCGAUCACACACGCCAACGUGCGGUACGACAUGGCCUGGCAAAUUGCCUACGUCCGUGGGAAGGACCCCGUGCCUAGUUUCACGGGUGUGGCUAGUGCGUCAGCAAGUUUCGGAAACCCAACGUCCACACGUCGUCCCGAAGCGGAACGGGCGGGAAUUCUACUGCGGAAGGCUGUGGAAUACGCCUUGAAUGCGGACGCGGCGGGCCGCACAGAUCCCAUCAACGAACAUCGUGGUACUACCAACGCGACCGUGACUGUGUCUGCGCCAAUCGUAACCCUUGGUCCGAGUAGUACCCAGGUGACGGUCGCCAACCAACGACACUGGAUCUUGUCGCAGCCGGUCGAUACGGCGGCUGCCGGAGACGUGAUUACCUUGAGCUAUUGGGGACCACCGACGUUGCCGGGGUCGGACGAAUCUUGUCGCGCACGCUUGCCGAGACUGCUCAAUUUGACGCAAGACUAUCUCACACACGCAACGGCCAACGAGGACGACUCGUUGCGAAUACGCGUCGUAUCCGCCAAGUACUUGUCUUCCUCGCGGAGAUUACACGCCGAGCGCAGUUGUACGCAGCAAGUUUACCACUAUCUGUUACCCUUGCGGUGGUUGCCGGACGGCGACGAACUCGAACGAUGGUGGUUACGCGACAGCAAACAACAACAAUCCCGUGAUGCGAACAGUGAUGGAAAAGAAAAAGGCGGUUUGCACACGAAUCGAUUCGUAACUCCACCUCCGUCCGAUGCCUUGCGCAAAUUGCGGGACGCAUUGCGCGCGGCUGAGAGUGUGGCGGUACCGAACCGCCGUGUACGUCGCAAGCCUUUGCAGAGUACGAGUCCCGCUAAUGAUGGUGAGAGUACUGAGGUGGGUACGAACGAUUCGAACGGAUUCAGUGCGUUACCUUUCGAGCUUAAAUUGGCUUCAAGCCGUUACGGAACAUUGGCGCACAAGGCCAAACGAGCGUGGCACAAUUUUGCCGAUCCAGAGCUACGCGGCGACGCCAGUCCAAACCAGGAGCCCGUCUGGCGUGUACUUGAUCGCGCGAGGAUUGUUGAAUUUUGGUCAAGCAAUACCAGAGUGUCCCUUGAUAAUCUUCCUACUACAGCCUCGAAAAAUAGUCGAGAAGAAGCCAUUGCCGUCCUGGAAUUUCGUGGAGACAAUUUUGUUGCCCAGCAGAUCCGGCGGAUUGUCGCAACGGCAUUGGCUGCCACGCACGGUUACACUCCGUCGGACGUAUUCGAGGUGGCCACCCGACCUGACGUCUUUACUAAAACUCCGAUAGCCCCCGGUGGUCGUCUCUACUUACAGGGUGCCCGCUUUCAUUUUGAUGAGCAACGGACGGGAGAGCAAGUUUUUGUCGGUGAAGAGGUCGUCCAGCUGAAUGGCGGUACUGCGGACGAUGCCACGGUUUGGGUCCAGUCCGAGCUCUUGCGCCAACGAAAUUCCGAGAAAUUGCGGCAAGAAGAGUCUGAAUGGCUGACGAGGCUCAAAUACGCUGCGAACGAAAUGAACCUUGGGAUGGAUGACUGGUCCAAAACCGAUUCAAAUCUGUUGUCACUACCGGCUGCUCCUAACAGCUUUCAAGCAGCGCUGGGUGAACUUCGCAAGAUCAUCAGCGAGGGAUGUUGGCCCGAAACUUCAAUUGCCCGGUCCAACGUGAUUCGGCGAGACGAUCUACGACACGAUUCUAAGGACGCUCGUGCUGGUGGAUCGUUUACCGUUGUCAAUCCCACCUUUCGGGAUGGACUGUACCGAGACGCUGUUGGUGCCAACCCGCUGCCACGCGCAAAUCGACUGUUUCCGGAUCUAGUCCAAGCAGUGUUUGCGUUGGAAGCAUCUUUGUCAGAGCACAAUUUAAAACAGGCUAACGGCGAUGCCGGUAUCGGGAUUCAUCGGAAACGAGGAGAGCCGCGUCCUCCUUCCUCACAUUGUGCGAUCAAUUGCAACGCUCGGUUUACACCGCAUGUGGACAGCGGUCGCGGAGCUGGACAAAGCUUAAGCAUGAUCGUGGGACUGGGAGAUUAUAGUGGUGGAGAGUUAGUGGUAGAGGGUAACAUGCACGAUAUUCGCUACGAGCCUUUGGAGUUUGAUGGCUGGAAACUACGGCAUUGGACGAAUUCAUACCAUGGUGAGCGGUUCUCGCUCGUGUGGUUCACGCCUGAAGUGAAAGAUAGCACCUAA
Molecule: messenger RNA, 2682 nt
Organism: Phaeodactylum tricornutum CCAP 1055/1
Lineage: Eukaryota; Bacillariophyta; Bacillariophyceae; Surirellales; Neidiaceae
Exons: 1
Coding region: 70-2682 (870 amino acids)
Biological process (GO): mRNA pseudouridine synthesis; tRNA pseudouridine synthesis
Cellular component (GO): nucleus
Molecular function (GO): RNA binding; pseudouridine synthase activity
Source: RefSeq, a predicted model, not a curated record